CAACACUUCCAUCAUUCAAAAAAACAAGAAAGAAAUAGACAUGCAUGUUGGUGGUGUCAUGGUGUUAGUUUUGAUGGUGAUAACACGAAAGACGCAGAGAAGAAGGUGGUAGCAUCAUAUACGCUCGAGGUUCCACAUUCAAAGAGUAAGGAGAAUUAGUAUCAUCUCCGGGGCUACAUGUAUAAGUUUAUAACAUGUGUCCAUCUAUAAAAUCCAAGUUACCUGUUUCGUGCAAGUCAUGUGUGCCUCCUGUGUGUAUCUGGGUUUUGUAAGUUGUGUUUCAUGACAAUCUAGAUAAAUGUUUUAUGUGUACAUAAUUGUAUAUUAUGAGUCAUACUCUUUGUUCAAAAUUCAUCUUCCACACAUCGUACGAAAUGUAUAUAUUUGUUUGAAUUAACCAAAUCUAAUAGUAGUUUUUGUUGAAUUACACUCAGUGGGAUUCUCCACGAUGCACUGAACGAUACUACUAUUACAAGGAUUCUGCACCUGCCAAUCUACAAUGGUACCAGCGUGCCCAAAACAGAAAUCAGGAGCGAAGACCCCAUCCCAGGUGUUUGGACAGGAGCUUCCAGAGAGAAGAAGAAUACAAUCUCAGAGCAGGUAAUCGUUACUUCAACACUCAUGAUUCUAGUUACCGGCGUAGAGCUAGAUUUUCUCCUUCAAGCAAGAAUCGGAACCGGGAUUAUCUCAUGUUCUGCCAAGACACCUUAUUCCCAAAGGCAGCCCACAAUCCCAGGAACUACAGAAAUCAAACUGAAUCAAGAGAAAUACUCAACAGAGGGCCACCUCUUCUGGAACAUCAACGAGAUGCUAUUGAUUGCCUGCAAGUACGGCCUAACCCUCGUCAACCAUGUCUCAGACCAAAAACAGGGGAGACGGAGGAUGGCUGGCGCACGGUCAACAGGGGACGGCGCCACCCCCCUCACCUCAAUCAACGCCUCCCAACGCACCAGCUAUUGUUCCCAGAUCCAAUUUGGGUGGCUGAAAACUCUAAUUGUUAUCUCAGCUUGGGAUUUGAUUAUGAAAUUCCUAUCUCAACGCAACCAUAUGAACUCGACGGCGAACCAGACCUCUCGUCCAACCUCAACGGAAAACAUCGAACGAGAGAAAAAAACAACCAUGAUAAAAGACUAAUAAGCGACACUCGAAGAAUCGCUAUAGACCGUCAACGUUGCGAUAAAGGGAAGACAUCAUCAGCGACCUCCGCGCCGGGGACCUCCACGCCGGCAGCCCCAUCCGUUAUGGAAUCUGGACCUACGGUUGACAAUCUCACCUCCAUAUCAGGGGCUCCACUGGUGGUUAGACACGCAGAGGAGACACACACCCCUGGUAACGCACAACCUCUCACAUGGGCUGAUAUAGUGAGGUUCGAUGCUGACAAAAAACAACUGAGUGAUAUUUCAGAACCUGCCCACGUUUCUCCCUCAAAAGACAGGCGUAUUAUUAUUAAAGAGUUAGACUACACUCUUAUGGACCCAGUCGAAAUAAUUCAGGAAGUGGAAGCCUGUGAAAAAUACUCUUUCUUUGCGGAAGAUGGGUUUGACUCAAUUAAGAUUGAAUCUAAAAUGUUUAAAUUCGCACUCCAAGGUAGCAAUUUGGUCCUCUUCGAAAUUAAAAAUUCCCAGCUGCGCAAAAUGGAGGUCAAUCUUGACAUCGCUCCCCGAAUCAUCUGCUUCAUGUCUCAGCUCACAAAUUUAGCUCAACCAAAUUUGAAGCAGUCUAGGCGAUUUGGAGAUAUCACUGUUUGUUUAGAAACAAACAGAUCAGGCUGCUAUGUCAAAAUUUUCAAGCACAAGGGGAGCUCCAUUAAUAUUCCCGUGGGACAUAAAAAAUCAAGUUUGCUUCAAUUUAUCAAUAUUUUCUCUAAUUUUGUUGGGAUAACAAAAUAUGUGCAGGAUGACUCAAUCAAUCUUCAACUAAGGAGCACAAUUGAAUCCGAGGAUCCUACAUCCAUCUCCAAAUUGAUCUUAAAUUCUCAGAUUCAGGGUCAAUGCACUGAAAAUCAAAAUGUCAUAUCUUCAGAGAAAGAACCUGAGUUGCCACGGAUCCAGGCUUACUCAGACGCUUCUGACAGUUUUGAUUAUUCCGAUGACUCUUUUUUUGCAGAUGACUUUCUUGGACAUGCAACUGAAAGUGACCGUCGUCCACCUAUUUCAUACCCCGAAGAAAUUAGGAAAUCCAAAUUCAACAGGGAAAUUUGCUCCAAAGCAAAUUUUGUGACUUCCGAAAAUUGUCUGCCAACAGACAACCUUAACAAGCAACUUAAGAUCUACAAGAAAUCUCAAAAAAACAAAAGGCGUCACAGCAUGAAGACUAGGUCACAAUCCAGAGAUUUCCCUUGGGAGUAGCUUGUUUUUUUUUGUCUUUUUUCUUUUCCUUUCUUUUUCUUUUCUCUUUUUAUGUUUUUUUUUUCUUUCUUUUCCUUUUCGCAUUGUACUAUUUCCUUUUAUCAAUAAAAUCCUCUUUAAAAA
Molecule: messenger RNA, 2471 nt
Organism: Cuscuta epithymum
Lineage: Eukaryota; Viridiplantae; Streptophyta; Magnoliopsida; Solanales; Convolvulaceae
Source: the annotation of a GenBank genome assembly